GAAGAAACGAGACGCAAGUUCGUAGCCGAAAUGCGAUGGACGAAUUAUAUUUCUGCAAAGCGAAUAGCAGCGACACGACAGUCGCGCUGUUAGUAAGUUCCACUUAAGACGUUCGAGCCAUUUGAAUACAGUCUAAGAAAAGUGCUCGUGUGAACAGCACCGAACGGCGGUGUUGACGGUGUUUUAAGACGUUACUUGGUUGGAAUAUAUUUCACAAGUUUGUUGGCCAACGCUGAAAAACAGCUGUGUGGCAGCAACAAAUUCGCAACAAAAGUGUAAAUAAAAUCAAAAGUUCAAAACAAAAACAAAACAAACAAAGAAAACAAAGAAAACAAAAACAAAAACAAAAAUUAAAAACGCAAACAAAAAUAAAAGCAAAGUGCGCAAGCUGUGUGUUGUAAUCCAAAGCAAAGCGAAGCAAUGAGAGUCAGCGCGCGUUGCGAGCAGUGAGCGUUAAUAUUUGUAAAUAAAGCGCGGCAUUGCAACAACAGUGCAGCAGCAACAAAAACAAACACGAAAAAUAAAUUCAAUCAAAAGUUGCAAAAUCUGCACGCGGCUCAGCUUUGCGCUAGUGUGUGUGUGUGGAAAAUCUCUGCACCGAACCAAUAUCAAAACAAAGCAAACUAAAUUAAAACGCAACGAAAGCGAAUCAGUGCAACAGAUAAAAACGCCAGAAGUGAAGAAAAAAACGCAAAAAGUGAAAUUACCGAAUUCAGCGCCAAACGCCAAACGCUGAACGCCGACUUUAACUGUCCACUCAGCGCGUGUGUCAGACCGUUGCUUGCCGAUCGCUCGUUAAAUUUCGGCAUGAACUGGAAUCAUACUAAAUUAUAAACAAAAUCAACAAAAGCAACUAAAAAUAAACAAAAACAACAACAUAAGAAACAACAACCACCAACCGAGCAACCAAACUAGCAAUUUACGGUGUCGUUUUAUUGCGACAUUUCGCAUUGCUGUGGGGCGUUCACAGCUUACAUUUGAUUACUUUUUCGGCAAUUAUCCGCCUUUGGAACUAUUCAUUGAGAGAAAAUUACAAAUAAAAUGGGUUUAUCGCGUGGAUUUGCGGUGCCAUUAUGGUACCUGGCGUGCGUUUGCUUCAUCAUUCAAACAGCCACCAACGUGCACGCACAGUCGCAGCAGAAGCGUUCAUCGCGCAUCACGAGCUCUCGCAGCUUCGGCACCAACGUCAAAGCGUCCGCCUCGAAUGGCAUUAAUUUCGACUGUCCCGAAGAGUUCGGCUACUACCCACACCCGACCGAUUGCACACAGUACUAUGUGUGUGUGUUCGGCGGUGCAUUGCUCGAGAGCUGCACCGGCGGACUGAUGUACUCGCACGAGCUGCAGACCUGUGACUGGCCACGCAAUGUGGGUUGUGAAGUUGUGGACAGCGGCGCAGGGUCUCUAGGCAGCAGCGGCAACGGUGGCGGCACUCGUGCAGGCAAGCAACAACAGCAACAGUCUAUUAAUAGUCAGCAUGUGCCAAGUCGCAUAAGAUUCGGUUCGGCCUUCAGCAGCCCAGCGGCGACCACACAACCACCUAAGGCGACAGUACCACCACAAUAUCAUCGUCAGCCACCACAGGUUAUACAGGCGCAGGUGCAGUCAUUGCCACAGCAUGCGGGUACAGUGAUCGGAACACGUGGACAACCGAAGCCAUUCGAUACACAAGAGGAUAUAGCCAAGCUUUACGCCGACGCGCAUGAGACGCUGCCACCCGUCGAGGAGGAGGAGAGCGAUCGUCAGCAACGCGUCUACCGUGGUCAACCGAGCACUGUGAGUCAGGUGCAGCGCGACCGUGAUGGCAUUAUACACCAGGCAAGCAUCAAUGCUAUACCGAAUCAUGGCAAGAUCGGCUCGUACACCUUCGGGUCUCAAUUUAGCCCCAAACAUGUUGACCUCAACUUACACAGCAAUGAUCUUGAUAUCGAACAGUUACUAGAAGAAAACGACUUGAGUAGCUUUGACUUGGAGGCUUAUGGACGCAUGAGCCGAGACUUGAACUCGGAAGAAACUGCGCAUAAGCGCGUCAAACGUGACUUGAAUAUAGGAAGCAGCGACGACACGAAAAUCGUAUUCAACACGGGCGAGAUUUUAAAGACUGAUGAGCAUCCAAAGACAUUAGGCGAACCACGCGUACUGGAAUACAAUACCGGCGAAAUAUUAAAGACUGAAGAAAACCAAAAAACGCUGGAGAGACCCAGAGACAUUGAAUACUUAAACACGGACGAAAUACUUCCGGAAACCGUUUUAAGCGCGAAACCGAUCGAACACGAAGAAAUGGCCGAACAUGCACAGAUAGAAGCCGCUAACAAACAAGCCUCAGAAGCGAAAGUACAUGAGGAGCUUAUGCAAGCCAAUUUAGAGCCUGAGGACAAUAUGCACGAUUCUGUGAUGGAAAUAGUGGCAAAAAUCUUGGAAGAACUGAAGGGUGGUGACAGGCAAGUAGAUAAAACGUUGGAUUCGCGUGGCACUGUAUCGCAGUUGGAUGAAGCGGCUGGUGUGCGCUCUGAAGCCGCGACCAGCAGCAAGCGCAUUGAUGAACCCUACGUUGCGAUCGACACCGCCGCGACCAAUCCAAUACCUGACACAGCUGCAGACCCUAUUAUGGAGACCUUAAACAGCAUAGCAGAGCUACUCGAUAUGGAUUACAACGACGACACCAAUGACACCGCAACCGCCGAGGCACGUCAGCGUGGCACACGCCAAUUGCGCCAGUUUUUCAAUGGACGCUCGCGGUUUCAAAUACAAAAUGUGCCCGGCACACAUUACCGCUCCAUUGAUGGUGUUGCAUACCAGCAACAACCGCAACAAUCGAGUUUUAGCUUCGGUUCAUAUAACCCGUUCUUGUCACCGCCAACAACCUCAGCCAACUAUAACCAACUGAGUCCGGGUUAUCAAGUGUAUCCACAACAACAACAGCAGCGCCCACAAACCUUUGGUGGACAGAAACAAAAGUUCACCUAUACGGCGGCACUGAAUCCACCGCCGCCACCACCACCUACACGCAUAGAGGAUGACUUCCGUCCAAUGGCGGCUAAUUACUAUCACACCACUUCCACACUCCGUCCAUCGACCUUAUCCGCCAGGCGUCCAAAUCUCUUUAACAACCCCGAAUUGAUACCCUACAUAUUGCAGUCACUGCGCGAGUAUCAGGAGCAGCGCAAGAAGAUGCAACAAGAGAAUUUCCAAUAUUUCCACUUAGACAAUCAGUCCGGCACGGAAUCGGAAACCACUGGUGCGUUGCCACAUGUUAGCACGACGGUGGCGCAAACGCCCUAUUUUCAGUCCACCCGAGCACCGACCAAAGUCACACCCAACUCACAUUAUGCGCAAUUCAGCACCGUCGGUGGAUUCUACAACAACAAGCCUAGCAGUGCGCAGCAAGAAGAUGUGCACGACUUCAAGUCCACCGCGAAGUAUCCCACUAAACUUGUCUCGCAAUACAGCAUCAUCGACAACUAUAUACCCACGACGACAGAAAGUAACUACUUCAACUACAAUAUUGUGGGAAAUCAGAAAAUCAAAAACUACUUCAGCACAAGCAAGCCUGCAAUUUUCGAAAGCUCCUUUCAGUCGGGCACCGCACCUCGUUACACCACACCUGCACCACCAACCUCGAAUAUUGACAUAGUUUCAGCGCCUAAUUUGGCAAACUUCCACGUGCCAACCACGACGAAUCUACCUAAAUAUAAUACCUUCUCGAAAUAUCCAGAAGGUCUUACGUUCGUCAACAAUACUUCACAGUUGCCGGAGUCGUAUCAGGUCUUCAGCAAAGUACGCACGACAACCACGUCGCCAAGAGUGAAAACUGUGCGGCCCACUACCUCAACUGUCAAUAUUUCAAACGGUCCCUCCCGAAAGCCCACUUUGUCACUGCAAUUUAAUGUGCCGGAGUUUGUGGCAAGUUUGCAAUCAUCGGAUUUGGCCAAUAUGAACCCGCAAGUGGUGAAUAUGAUCAAAUAUUUCAAGCAACUAAAUACACCACUGACCACACGUAAGCCGAUCGCGGCGAAUGUACCUACCAGUCAGGUGAAAAGACCCAUUGCACAGUUUGACGAGCAAAUUAAGGCAACCACCGAGCAGAACCGGCCACGCCCGACAGUAUCAACCACUAAGCGGCCGCCGAAGGGUUACGAGGACUUCCUCAAGAGCAUACCCAAUCAAGCGCACAAGUUCAAUUUGCACAGCGUUCAGCAGGCGAAGCCCUACACGUCCACCAGCACGUCUGCGCCCGAUUACUAUGAUGAAUACGAAGAAGAAGAGGAACCGAUCGGCACGGAUACAGAUGACGACAUAAUGCCGCCCUCACAAAUGCCACCAUACAUGCCAAUGUCUGAGACCAUGGCACCACCGCGCCCACAAUUUAUGCCGCCCGCAGUCAUGACGACCGUUAGUCCACACUUGAGGCCCAGUUUCCAGACAGGCUACAUCGAAGCUACAACCACGCGUAGACCAUUCGGCGACACACAAUUUCAGCAAUUCUACCAGACAACAAACAAUCAGGCCAACAAGCAGAACAAUCAAAUACCGUCGUUUAUAAACUUCCCGAGCGAUAUCUUCCAGGAGUUCAAACAGCGCUUGCCCCCGAAACCGCAACAAGGCACGACGGCACCGACUUGGACACACAGCAACAAUAACAAUAUACAUUUGACGACCAGCAAGACAACCACGACACCUACGCCGCGUACAACAACAAGUACCACAACAACCACUAUGACAACAACAACAACGACAACACAACGUACGCGCUACACGGUGCGUCCGAAUCGUCAUCGCGGCCAGAGUAAGUGGCAAAGCAACAACAGCAAUGCCAACAAGGAGCUGAACAACAUCGAACCGAACAGCAACAACGACAUCAACAAAAGCAACAAAACCGAUUUCGCUGCACAAAACUUUCGCAAACGACCCGCAGCCACACCGGCGUCCUCAGCACUGGGUUCGCUGCAGUUGAACGUCAACAUGCACCUGGACAUGGCGGACGGUGGACAAAGGGAUAUAGAGUACCAGCAGCAGCAGCAGCAGCAACAACAACAGGAGCAACAACAGCAACAGUAUCAGCCACAGCCACAGCAGCCGGUGCGUCAACAACCCGUCCAACAAUCGACCUAUCGCCCAUUGGAAAUACUAACAACACCCGCCCCCCAAGUGCCACUACGAGAGACUUAUCAGCCACAAGAGAAGCCAACGUACAAUAAUCAACAGUCGUUGAUUUAUAAUACCGACUAUGACGAGGAUCUUAUUGCACAGAUCGAACAGGAUAAUGUGUAUGAUCAGCCGACCCGUCCACCAACGCGUGAGCGCGUCACCAUUGCAACAUUACCAACACCAACAACGUCACAUCCACCGCGCCAGCCGGUCAGCAAUGUGCGCAACGUCUACGUCCAGCCGCCGACCGCCGUUGAUGAUGCACCGUUAUAUGAGUCGGCUUACGACAACAGCGCCGAACUGUAUGACGAUGUGCCCGCAUAUGAGCUGGUUACCGAUCGUGCGGUGUACGAGCAGCCACGACGCUUCACAACCUAUGCGCCGAAGUUGGUGGCCACGCAAGAUGCGGACGAAUACAAUGUGAUCGGCACGACGCGCUACGAUGAAGAUUUCAAGAAGGUAUUCAACCCGACCGCCACGGACUACGUUGAACCGCCGACCAGUAGGGUGGUCACGGCACCAACGCGCCGCGGCAAUGCCGAUUCGACGACACUCGCGCAACGCCGCCAGCCAACAACAGCAAUAACAACAACUCAGGCGCCAAGAACAACACCGCGCACGACAACCACGCCGAGGACGACCACAACAGCGCCGACACGCACUACACAAGUUGCGCGCACCACACAGCCGGCCACAACAGCAACGAAGUCGUUAAGAUCUAAAACGCAUGCAAACAAAUACCAAAAGAACCAACGUUCACAAGUCAAUUCCCAACAACCUUCCGCCAUCAACACACCAUCUACAUCUUCCCACACACCAAUACAAAGAAAACCAACAACAUUACCACACACAACAACAACUAUUACACCAAUAUCCCAAUCGUUUUCCAGCUCACAAUACGUCGAUUCCGACGAAACCGUUGUCACGGUUGUCGCCAAGUCCCACAGUUACCCCAAAUCCAACCCAAAUACGCAACAAAGUCAAAAUCCACCACAAACAGCACACUCAACACACUCACAGUCAACACCGGUCUAUUUACGGACAGUAGGCGACAUUGAAACCGUAUCGGACGCAAGUCAGAACGUACGGGUGCAGACGUCGGAACCCUUCAGCAGCGCGGGACGCUCGCUUGAGUCAAGCACGACUAAAAGAUCGAAAUUUUUAGCGGCCAUCGACAAUGUGGAAGACUAUACAGAAGGUUCACGUAGCAAUUCGGUGCGUGUGAUCGGCGCUAAAAAUCUCUCAAAUGCUAAAUAUUCCGCUAAUGAAAACAUCUACAAUAGUAAUAGGCAACGGGAAGGGUAUUAUGGUAAAAAUUCCAACGAGGAACCGCAGCAGCAGCGCUUAGGUAAUUUUGAGAAGCCAAAAAGUAGACUGCAAAGCUAUAUUGUUUCCGAUAUUGCGCCACAGAGUUUUAAACCUGUUCCGACAGUGAAAGUAGUGCCACUGCCAUCUUCAGAACGCGUGCUGAGUUUAGAGCACACAAGUGAUGAGAGCUCCUCAUCCAGCACAACCUCAACCUUGCGUUAUCCCACAAAUAUUGUUUUUGAACCGAAACCUUUCAAGUACAAUUUGCAAACCGGUUCGAAUGGUUUCAGUUUGCGCGCACAAAACGCGGACGAAACAGAGGGACCCAUCUACGAACGUAGACCCAAUGCGGCAGCGCAAAAACUUACGACAACAAGCCGAGCAAUUGUUACGCCCAUCACAAGCACGGCCGCAGCGAGUGCACCGGCGCAGAAAUCGCCCUUUUAUGACUCCUCCUACGAGGAUGAUAUUGUCCCAACCACCUAUGCCCCGCCAUUGCGUAGCGCAUGGCGUCUGGGUCGUACUAGUGACAGGCCCUUGCAACAUAUCGUUUUGGAAACCGAGUUGGAGAAUGAUCAUGUCUAUAGCUCGGGUAGCGAGCAAAGUGUGGUAACAGCUCUGAAAGAUACGAGCACUGCACACCCUGCCACAAGUACUAGUACCACAACGACGAGCACAACGCCACGAACUACUACAACUACCACAACAACUACUACUACCACAACAACUACGACAACUGCAGCCCCUCCACCGACAACCACCUUUGUUUUCUCUACUACAGAGCGCGCUGCUCCGAGCUACACACCGCGCACACUUACAUUUAAAGAUAACCUUAUUAAAACCACUGGAACUCCGGCUCAGCGUUUUGUCUCGCCUUACAAAAGUCUGGAAACGAUACUCCAAGAAAAGGAAGAUCGUUAUACAGGUUUCAAUGGACUGCGUAGCACGGUCAAGCCACGCUACACCAGCCCUACCACUCCUACAACAUUUACCCAGAGCACUAGUGCCAAACCUGUACGCAGCUAUUUCCUCAUCACAACUCCUCAACGCAACCUCACUGAUUCCAUUCUGUCUACCGCGUCGACAGCUAUGCGAAAUUUCAGUGUAAGUGAUACUAUACUCAACACCUUUUCUAACACACCACUCAGAGCUUCAACGACCACAACAACCACCACCCCGGUGCCAGUAACAGAGGCUACAACCGAGAGUACAACGCCCACUACCAUGUCGACAGUAAUUGUAACUUCGCCCAUACGCGUCUCACAGGCACUUUCGUAUCAAAAUCUACUAAAACUCGAUCAUAGCUCACUUAAUUCAGAAACCCCUCGUCCACGCGGACGCUCUAGGUAUUCUGCAGCUACAGUCAACGCAGCCGACGAACCCACAACUUAUGCGCCGCGCGGACGUUAUUCUGGCACAAAUGCUCAGGAAUCCGUUACGAGUUCACCACUGGAAGCCUACCCACAAAGAAGAAAACAACAACGCGCGCGUAUUGUGGGCGUUCAAGGUCAACGAAAUACGCUUGGGGCAAGCUCACUGAAAUCUCGUGAAAAAUACGAAAAUUAUAAGGCGGAGAAGAAACAGCAGCAGGCUGCUGCAAACACAUAUGGACAACCGGCACAGAAGACAGUGAAUCGCAAACCCAUUGAAAAUGAAUCCACCAUAGAUGAUGGUCCACGCGCUGAAGCUUUGAUACGACAACCCAUCGAUGGGAAACAAGACAACAGUAUCGAAUCUGCAGUGAGCGCCAGCUCAUCAGCCUCCACAGAGCAACAGGUUGGGGAGCUCAAGGAGCGUCCACCAAAAUACCUGUUUUCAAACAAGUACCGACAGCAGACGAAGGAUCGCACAUUGGCGGAAAGUCUACAGAAUGCUGGUUACAUCACAUCCAGCACAAGUCGCACGAGAUACGAUCCCUCUUCCGUGUUGGAACAACUUCAGCUCUUCCUUGCCGGCGAUAGUGACGAAAGUAGUGCCCAACAAUUCGUGGAUGACUUUUCAGAGCGCGAAAUAAGUGCUGCCGUGAAAGAGAUCAAAAAUUUGUACACCACACCACGUGCCAAGCUCACGACAACGCCAACAACCAGCAGCACUUCGACAACUACUUCCACAACAACAACAACGACGACGACAACCACUCAUAGACCACCGACCACCACAACAACCACAACGCUACGUCCGACUACUACGGCUACGCCGCCUACUGCAGCGUACCGCACAACAACUACAACAAACACUACACCAACCACAAGCGCAACCGCAACAGUUGCGUCCAAUCGUUCCCCAACACAAAACACUUAUACACAAACCAAACAACACACAUCUCCUACAUCAAGAUCCACCACCGACAGCACAACGUCCUCCUCCCAAACGCCCGCCUCCCUUGCAACUGCCAGCAGCACGCCAGCGAGCACUGUCAAGUCCCUGCUAACGCCAAUGCGUGCUUCAAGAGUCAAUAACGCCAUCAAGUCGUCGAUUGCCGCUGCCGCUUACUCCGCACCUUCUUCGCCCUCCGCUCCCAACUCCAACUCUAACUCCGCCUCUGCCUCGCCGGCAGCCGCCAACGCGGCCAGAGGUAACAGUAUUAAGGCCAGUGCUUACGCCACGAACGCCGGUGCAGCGGUCAAGUGCGCAGACACCACAUCGAAUGCCAAGUGCAACGAAAUUCCCUCGAGAACAAAUUCGAAUAACAAUCGUAAUCGCGGUAGCUCCUCCUACGUCGGCCAGGAACGUGACACGCCCACAGCAGUGACCAGCAACCGCGGCACGCAUCCACCACGCACACGUCCGACCUUGAAGCCCUCCGGCACGAUUGUCUCGAAGGCGCAGGAGUUCGUCGAUAUCUACAGAUAUCCACCCACGCGUCCCGAACCGCUCUAUCCACAACCGACGCCGGACAAGACGGCUGCCAAGUGCCGCAAGGAUGUUUGCCUGCUGCCUGAUUGCGCCUGCGGUGGCAAGGACAUUCCCGGCGGUUUGAGCGUCGAUGAGGUGCCACAAAUGGUGCUGAUCACUUUCGACGAUGCGAUCAGCAUACUGAAUAUCGAUAUCUUCGCAGAGCUCUUCAACAAUAAGUCGCGCUACAAUCCCAAUGGCUGCCCGUUACGCGCCACCUUCUAUGUCUCGCACGAGUGGACCGAUUAUGGCAUGGUGCAAGAUCUCUAUGCGGAUGGACAUGAAAUGGCGUCGCACUCCGUCUCUCACAGCUUCGGUGAACAAUUCUCGCAGAAGAAAUGGACGCGUGAGAUCGCCGGUCAACGUGAAAUUCUCGCCGCCUACGGUGGCGUGAAACUCUCCGAUGUGCGUGGCAUGCGCGCGCCCUUCCUCUCUGUCGGCGGCAAUAAAAUGUACAAGAUGCUUUACGACUCCAACUUUACCUACGACUCGUCGCUGCCGGUCUACGAGAAUCGCCCGCCAUCGUGGCCCUACACCUUCGAUUAUAAGAUCUUCCACGACUGUAUGAUACCGCCAUGCCCGACACGCAGCUACCCGGGUGUGUGGCAAGUGCCUAUGGUAAUGUGGCAGGAUUUGAAUGGUGGCCGUUGUUCGAUGGGUGACGCCUGCUCGAAUCCCAGCGAGUCUGAAGGUGUGACCAAAAUGAUCAUGAAGAACUUCGAACGCCAUUACCAAACGAACAGAGCACCAUUCGGUCUGUUCUACCACGCCGCUUGGUUCACUCAACCGCACCACAAGGAAGGUUUCAUCAAAUUCUUGGACACCAUCAAUCAAAUGCCCGACGUUUGGAUUGUGACCAAUUGGCAAAUGUUGCAAUGGGUUCGCGAUCCCACACCGAUCUCGCGCAUCAACUCCUUCCAGCCAUUCCAGUGUGAUUACUCGGACCGUCCGAAGCGUUGCAACAACCCCAAGGUCUGCAAUCUGUGGCACAAAUCCGGUGUACGCUACAUGAAAACAUGCCAACCCUGCCCCGACAUCUAUCCAUGGACCGGCAAAUCGGGCAUACGUUCCUCACGUAUCGACAAUGAAAUCGAAGAUUCGACAGCGUAAAUGGCAAACAGUGUGUGUGUGGGCUAAAGACAACCGUUAGUAGUGUAUGUGUGUGUGAGGCAGGUGUAUAAGUUAAGGCCAAGCAAAGCGCCGUCAAGUUAACUGCGGUGAGCAACGCGUGCGCUUUGCUAAUUGUAAAUACCGACGAGGGUCAAAGAAAAAAGGAGAAAAAGGAAGCAAGCAGGAAGAGAAGCAUACACACAUACAAACCAUCCAUACAACUGUAAAUGCACAAAAUAUACAAUUCACUCGUUAGCACCAACAAAAACUUUAUUUAGCAAAUAACAACAAAAAAGCAUCAACGAAUCAUUGGCUAAAUGAAAUUUCGUAUUUUAUGACUUAAAAAAGCAAAAACUAUUUAUUAAAUCCUACAUUUUUUCGAAAUUCUAGUAUUAAAUUUGUAUUAGUUGUAAAUGCGAAAAC
This is a messenger RNA of Bactrocera dorsalis (oriental fruit fly), 10881 nucleotides long. It is a transcript of the gene Cda5, whose product is annotated as mucin-5AC. Gene Ontology annotation, cellular component: extracellular region. The transcript is spliced from 15 exons. Gene Ontology annotation, biological process: carbohydrate metabolic process. Bases 1042 to 10458 code for a protein of 3138 amino acids. Lineage: Eukaryota; Metazoa; Arthropoda; Insecta; Diptera; Tephritidae. Gene Ontology annotation, molecular function: chitin binding; hydrolase activity, acting on carbon-nitrogen (but not peptide) bonds. The record is from RefSeq and is a predicted model, not a curated record.